Messenger RNA from Lactuca virosa, 207 nucleotides. Lineage: Eukaryota; Viridiplantae; Streptophyta; Magnoliopsida; Asterales; Asteraceae. The record is from the annotation of a GenBank genome assembly.
AUGGGAAGACUUGUGAGAGGUGCAGUUAAGUUCAACAUCAUAUGCAUCCAUGUCAUUCUGAAUUCCCAACAAAUAAUUCAUUCCCAUUUAAAUGCAUUGUCAAGAAAUAUGAGCUUGGCUAUUGGAGAUGCCAGCUGGCAUGCAAAUGAGCAGCAAGGAAGAGAAUCAAAUGGCGACUCAUUUCAACCAGACAAAAGAAGAAGUUGA